GCUCCACCCCCUUCCUCAGCUCCGCCUCCUGGCUCCGCCCCAGCCGCGUCCGGUCCGACCCGGCCCAAAAAGCAGAGCUAGUGUAGUAGAAGCUGCAGCCGGGCAGGGACCCCAAGGUGUGCGGUGCGAGCCGGUGGCAGAGCCAUGGCGGGCGAGGAAGAGCGCGGGGACGGGGACCCGGUAUCAGUGGUGACUGUGAGGGUGCAGUACCUGGAAGACACCGACCCUUUCGCAUGUGCCAACUUCCCGGAGCCACGCCGGGCCCCCACCUGCAGCUUGGACGGGGCGCUGCCCCUGAGCGCGCAGAUACCCGCGCUGCACCGUCUGCUAGGAGCGCCUCUCAAGCUGGAGGACUGUGCCCUGCAAGUGUCUCCCUCUGGAUACUACCUGGACCCAGAACUGUCCCUGGAAGAACAGCGGGAGAUGCUGGAGGGCUUCUAUGACGAGAUCAGCAAAGGACGGAAACCCACACUGAUCCUGCGGACCCAGCUCUCUGUGAGGGUCAAUGCUAUCUUGGAAAAGUUGUAUGGCUCCAGUGGCCCUGAGCUCCGCCGAUCCCUCUUCUCAUUAAAGCAGAUAUUCCAGGAAGACAAGGACCUGGUGCCUGAAUUUGUGCACUCAGAGGGGCUGAGUUGCUUAAUCCAUGUGGGUGCUGCUGCUGACCACAACUACCAGAGCUACAUCCUUCGAGCACUGGGCCAGCUGAUGCUUUUUGUGGAUGGGAUGCUGGGGGUGGUAGCCCAUAGUGAGACAGUGCAGUGGCUGUAUACGCUGUGUGCUAGCCUGUCCCGUUUGGUGGUGAAGACAACCCUGAAGCUGCUCCUGGUGUUUGUGGAAUAUUCUGAGAACAACGCACCACUGUUCAUCCAGGCAGUCAACUCUGUGGCUAGCACCACUGAUACUCCUCCCUGGGCCAAUUUGGUAUCCAUCUUGGAAGAGAAGAAUGGAGCUGACCCAGAGUUGUUGGUGUACACUGUCACCCUCAUCAACAAGACACUGGUAGCACUUCCAGACCAGGACUCCUUCUAUGACGUGACAGAUGCACUGGAGCAGCAAGGCAUGGAAGCACUGGUCCAGCGCCUCCUGGGCACUGCUGGCAUCGAUGUUGACCUUCGAACACAGCUUAUGCUGUAUGAGAGCGCCCUGCGGUUGGAGGAUGGGGAUAUGGAAGAGGCUGCAGCUGCGGCCGCUGCAGGAGGCCGGCGAGAACGACGGAAGCCAUCCUCAGAGGAGGGCAAGAGGAGCCGCAGAUCACUGGAAGGUGGAGGUUGUCCUGUGCGUGCCCCAGAACCUGGCCCUACAGGCCCUGCUUCACCAGUAGACCCCACCCUGUUGACAAGCCCUGCCUCCAGCCCCACUGGCCCUGCCUUUGGCCUCCAUACCUCAGUGAACCUCUUUCCUACCAUUUCUGUGGGGCCCUCAAUGGACAGUUCCUGUGAGAGAAGCAUCUACAAACUUCACCAAACUGCUCCCGUUUGCGCCCCUGAGAGCCCACCUGUCCCCCAGUCCCUUACCGGGCAGGCCAGGCUGGAAGCCCGGUUCCUGGAGAAUGUGGCAGCAGCAGAGACAGAGAAGCAGGCUGCACUGGCCCAAGGCCGGGCAGAGGCACUGGCUAUGGCCACAGUGGAUGAGAUUGAUGGAGUCACAGGUACCAGAGAACUGUGGGACUCCCCAGAGCCAGACUUUACACCCAGAACACCCCAGAGCCCUGUCCCCCGAAUCCUGCUCCGGACCCAGCGGAGUCUUGAGCCAGAUUGCAAGGAGGCACUGGCACCAAGUCCCAAGGCUGAGCCCAUCCAAGAGCUUCCUACUCGUGUACCCAAGCUCUGCAUUGGGGACCUGGACUUCUCAGAUCUGGGGGAGGAUGAAGACCAGGACAUGUUAAAUGUAGAGUCAGUAGAGAUUGGAAGAGAGGUCCUAAUCCCACUACCCCCACCUCCCCUGCUCUCUGGAGGCCCUCCACCUCCACCCCCGCCUCCCCCACCCAUCUUAGGCUCCUGCCCACCACCUCCACCUCCACCUCCAGUUGCCCCUAUUCCCCACUCAUCGCCUGAUGGCUCAGCCCUCCCCACCAAAAGGAAGACAGUAAAACUCUUUUGGCGGGAACUAAAGCUGGCUGAGAGCCCUGGGCACUCUAGAAGCCGUUUUGGGCCUUGUCCUACCCUGUGGGCUUCCCUGGAGCCUGUUUCAGUGGACACAGCCCGGCUGGAACACCUGUUUGAGUCUCGGGCCAAGGACAUGCUGCCUUCCAAGAAAGCUGGUGAAGGCCGCCGGACAAUAACCACAGUGCUGGACCCCAAGCGCAGCAAUGCCAUCAACAUUGGCCUAACCACUUUGCCUCCUGUGCAUGUCAUUAAGGCUGCCCUGCUCAACUUUGAUGAGUUCGCUGUCAGCAAGGAUGGCAUUGAGAAACUGCUAACCAUGAUGCCAACGGAGGAAGAGCGGCAGAAGAUUGAGGAAGCCCACCUAGCCAAUCCUGAUGUACCCCUUGGCCCUGCUGAGAAUUUCCUGAUGACUCUUGCCAGUAUUGGAGGCCUGGCUGCACGCCUACAACUCUGGGCUUUCAAGCUGGACUAUGACAGCAUGGAGCGGGAAAUUGCAGAGCCACUGUUUGACCUGAAAAUGGGCAUGGAACAGCUGGUGCACAAUGCUACCUUCCGCUGUAUUCUGGCGACCCUGUUGGCUGUGGGCAACUUCCUCAAUGGUUCCCAGAGCAGUGGCUUUGAGCUGAGCUACCUGGAAAAGGUGUCAGAAGUGAAAGACACAGUGCGCCGGCAAUCACUGCUGUACCAUCUCUGCUCCUUGGUGCUCCAGACUCGGCCUGAUUCCUCUGACCUCUACUCAGAAAUCCCUGCCCUGACCCGCUGUGCCAAGGUGGAUUUUGAGCAGCUGACUGAGAACCUAGGGCAGCUGGAGUGCCGGAGCCAGGCAGCUGAGGACAGCCUGAGGAGCUUGGCAAAGCAUGAACUGGCCCCAGCUCUGCGUGCCCGCCUCACCCACUUCCUGGCCCAGUGUACUCGCCGUGUUGCCAUGCUAAGGGUAGUGCACCGUCGAGUCUGCAACAGGUUCCACGCCUUCCUGCUCUACCUGGGCUACACUGCACAGGCAGCCCAAGAAGUGCGCAUCAUGCAGUUCUGCCACACAAUGCGAGAGUUCGCGCUUGAGUAUCGGACUUGCCGGGAACGAGUACUACAGCAGCAGCAGAAGCGGGCUACAUACCGUGAGCGCAACAAGACCCGGGGACGCAUGAUCACUGAGACAGAGAAGUUCUCAGGCGUGGCUGGAGAGGCCCCCAGUAACCUGUGUGUUCCAGUGGCUGUGAGCAGUGGGCCAGGCCGGGGUGAUGCUGACAGUCAUGCCAGUAUGAAGAAUCUGCUUACCAUCAAGCCAGAGGACACUACACGCAAUCGGCGUAGCAGAGGCAUGGUCCAAAGCAGCUCCCCUGUCACACACACAGCAGUGGGGCCUUCUGUUGUACCCCCUGAGGAGACCUCAGGCUCCAGUUUACCCAGUGACACAUCAGAUGAGAUAAUGGACCUGCUGGUGCAGUCAGUUACCAAGAGCAGUCCUCGAGCCUUAGCUACUCGGGAAAGGAAGCGCUCUCGUGGUAACCGCAAGUCCUUGAGACGGACAUUGAAGAGUGGGCUCGGAGAUGACCUGGUGCAGGCACUGGGACUAAGCAAAGCUCCUGGCCUGGAGGUGUGAGGGGGUUACCUGCAGGUAACCCCUCUAGAUCCCAGCAUAUAAUGCAAGAGACUAUAAAGCAAGAAGGGCCUGAAGCAGAAAUCUGGUUCCAGAAGCCUGUGCCCAGGAAUCAGUAUCUUGAGCAGUAUUAGAUGUGUACGUGUGUAUACAAUAUACAUGUAUGCAUGUGUGAGCUCCUUAACUUGGAACAAAAUAAAGUUUUCCU
Nannospalax galili (Upper Galilee mountains blind mole rat) is the source of this 3910-nucleotide messenger RNA. It is a transcript of the gene Fhod1, whose product is annotated as formin homology 2 domain containing 1. Gene Ontology annotation, biological process: actin filament network formation; cortical actin cytoskeleton organization. The transcript has 24 exons. Bases 145 to 3705 code for a protein of 1186 amino acids. Gene Ontology annotation, cellular component: cytoskeleton; cytoplasm. Lineage: Eukaryota; Metazoa; Chordata; Mammalia; Rodentia; Spalacidae. The record is from RefSeq and is a predicted model, not a curated record. Gene Ontology annotation, molecular function: actin filament binding.